CCUCCCUCUUCAGUCCGUGCUGCGCCGCUUCCGGUGAGCCCUUGCCCGCUUUCCGGUUACUUCGCACCGCGCACCCCACCCCCUCCGCUCCCGCUGGCGGAGUGAAUCCCGGCUCCUCGUUCGCCAUGGUGCGGUUCCUGCACAUCCAGAACCGGCAACGAGCCCCGCUGACCAUUUGCGGGGAUUGUCCUGCCGUGCAGGCAGAAGCAUCUCCAUAUUCCUUAGUUGACAUCUGCUUGAAUGCCUUGGUUGCCGAUUUAGAAAAAUUCUGUAUAGAACGGCCUGAUGGGUCACUGUGCUUGAAAGAAUCUGAAAGGCUUCCUCAAGAAGUGGCCGAUCGCUUGCUGCAGACAAUGGCAUAUCGAGAACUGUUGAAUGAUGGCACUGUAGGCAUUUUCCGAGGCAACCAGAUGCGUUUGAAGCAAGCUUGUAUCCGCAAAGCAAAGAUUUCAGCCCAGUCUUUCCGAAAAGCCUUCUGCCACCACAAACUAGUAGAACUGGAUGCUGCUGGGAUGAAUGACACUGUUACUGUUGCAGAUGUUGUGAGUGGGCUUGGCAGCAGUGCAUGGAUCCAGAACAACCUUCAGUGCCUUGUCUUGGACUCAUUAACUCUUUCCCCUACAAAUCCUUAUGAACGGUGCUUUAGUCAGUUGUCUGGUCUUCGUUCUUUGAGCAUUACCAAUGUGCUUUUCCGUGAUGAAGAUUUAGCAGAGGUUGCUACCCUGCCAAGGUUAGAAAGCUUGGAUAUCUCCAAUACUUCAGUCACAAAAAUAACUGCACUCCUGGCCUGCAAACAUCGACUUAAGUCUCUAACUAUGCAUAGCUUGAAAUGCUUGAAAAUGCCUACACCAAAGUUCUUAGACGUAAUAAGAGAACUAAAGCAUCUGAUUCACCUUGACAUCUCAGACGAGCAGCAUUCCACAUCAGAUAUUGCCUUUCGUUUGCUAGGCCAAAAAGAUAUUCUGCCCAAUCUUGUGUCUCUGGAUAUUUCUGGAAGCAAAUACAUUAACGAUGAGGCUGUUGAAGCUUUUGUCAGACAACGGCCAACGAUGCGGUUUGUGGGAUUGCUCGGGACUGAAGCUGGGUACACAGAGUUCCUUUCAGGAGAAGGAACCUUGAAGGUAUCGGGAGGAGAAAAUGAAAUGCAGAUUUCGGAAGCUUUGAAACGCUACAGUGAAAGGGCAUGCUUUGUGAAAGAAGCCUUUUUUCACCUUUUUACUCAAACGUGUUUUAUGAGAAUUACAAAGCCUGAAAUCCUAAAGCUUGUGAUCAUUGGAAUGAGGAAUCAUCCUUUGGACUUGGCAGUACAGUUAACUGCUAGUGCCUGUGCCCUUAACUUAACAAGACAAGGCUUAGCAGCAGGCAUGCCUGUUCGCCUGCUUUCCAGCGUGAUCCAGCUGCUCCUCAAAGCCAUGGAAACCUUUCCUGAACAGCAGCAGCUCCAGAAGAACUGUCUUCUUUCACUGUCCAGUGUCAGGAUCCUGCAAGACGUUCCAUUUAACAGGUUUGCAGCUGCGAAAUUUGUUGUCCAGUGGCUUUGUAACCAGGAAAACCAACAUAUACAAAGAAUUGCUGUUAAUAUAAUCUCUAUCCUAGCACUUAAGCUUUCAGACGAGCAAGCAGCACAGCUUGCUGCCGAGUUCUACAUUGUUGUUGGGAAACUACUUGAAAUCGUUGAACAGAAAAUAAAUCAGAAUGAAUUAGAUACAACUUUCCAUUUUACACUGAGCGCACUUUGGAAUCUCACAGAUGAAGCGCCAACUACGUGUGGGCACUUCAUUGAUAACAAAGGGUUGGAGCUUUUUAUGAGAGUUUUAGAGACUUUUUCAUCUGACUCUUCAAUACAGCAUAAAGUUCUUGGCCUUUUGAACAAUGUAGCAGAAGUGAGAGAGCUGCAGUCCAAGUUAAUGCAGAAGGACUUCAUAGAUCGUGUCAGUGAUCUGCUAAGCAGCGCCGAAAUGGAAGUGAACUACUUCUCAGCCGGGAUUAUUUCAAACUUGCUAUCUAGAGGCGAACAAUCCUGGGCAUUGAGUCAAACACUAAGAAGAUCCCUCAUUGAAAAACUGCAUGCAGCUCUGUUGAAGUGGCCGACACCAGAAUGCAAGAUGGUAGCACUGCCAGCCUAUAGGUCCCUCAAGCCUUUCUACCCAUUACUUGACUGCUUUGCAUUACCUGGAGUCCAGAUUUGGGCAGCGUGGGCCAUUCUGCACAUCUGUUGCAAAACCCCUGCCAGGUACUGUUCCAUGUUAAUAGAAGAGAAUGGGCUACAGCAUUUAUAUAAUAUUAAAGAAAAUGACCAGAGCGAUCCAGAUGUCCAGUAUCUAACAAACGAGAUACUAUCUUACGUGGACACUCAUAUGAAAUAUUAUGGGAAGCCUAAACAGCGAAAGGAGAUACAAGCCAAGUCAAAUGGAUAACCGAG
Molecule: messenger RNA, 2422 nt
Organism: Podarcis raffonei (Aeolian wall lizard)
Lineage: Eukaryota; Metazoa; Chordata; Lepidosauria; Squamata; Lacertidae
Product: protein zyg-11 homolog B-like
Exons: 14
Coding region: 126-2417 (763 amino acids)
Cellular component (GO): Cul2-RING ubiquitin ligase complex
Source: RefSeq, a predicted model, not a curated record